Molecule: messenger RNA, 2240 nt
Organism: Phacochoerus africanus (Common warthog)
Lineage: Eukaryota; Metazoa; Chordata; Mammalia; Artiodactyla; Suidae
Gene: ANKS4B
Product: ankyrin repeat and sterile alpha motif domain containing 4B
Exons: 2
Coding region: 91-1338 (415 amino acids)
Biological process (GO): brush border assembly
Molecular function (GO): protein binding
Source: RefSeq, a predicted model, not a curated record
UUGAUUAACCAGCUUUGUAGGAAGGCUGCUUCACUGACAUCCUGCUCUGCCUGGGGUGAUAUUUGGCCGGAGCUUUGGUGAGCAGAAAAAAUGUCCACUCGCUACCACCAAGCUGCUAGUGACAGCUACCUGGAACUUCUGAAAGAGGCUACCAGGAGAGAUCUGAAUCUUUCUGAUGAAGAUGGCAUGACUCCCACACUCCUGGCAGCCUACCAUGGGAACUUGGGAGCCCUAGAAAUAAUUUGCAGCAGAGGAGGGGAUCCUGAUAGAUGUGACAUCUGGGGAAAUACUCCUUUACAUUAUGCAGCCUCCAAUGGUCAUGCUCACUGUGUCUCAUUCCUGAUCAACUUUGGUGCCAACAUCUUUGCCCUGGACAAUGAUUUACAGUCUCCACUGGAUGCUGCUGCCAGCAGAGAGCAGAACGAAUGUGUUGCUCUCUUGGAUAAGGCCGCCACUGCCCAGAACAUCAUGAACCCCAAGAAGGUCACCAGGCUGAAGGAGCAGGCUCAGAAGAAUGCCAGGAAGCAGAUCAAAGAGUGCGAAAGGCUCCAGGAGAAGCACCAAAAUAAGAUGGCCCGUACCUACAGCAAGGAGGAGUCUGGGACGCUUUCUUCUUCCAAGAGCACUUUCUCCAGGUCAUCCUUUUCAAAUGCUUCUGCAUCCAAUACAUUCGGGUCACUGUCUAAGAGCAUUAAAGACACUUUCAAGUUAAAGUACAAGAAGAACAAAGAUACAGCAGAGCAGGUAGGGAAGGAGAGCAGAAGUGGGCAGAGGAAUGUGAUGGAAGUGUUUAAAGAGGAAGAGGAGGAGGAGGAAGACAAAUUCUCAGGGGACUUCAAAGAGAAACUCCAGUUCUCAUUAAAAGGGGACAGCUAUGUGCAACAUGAAUCCAUCCUCAACCGUCCAGGUCUAGGAAAUGUUGUUUUUCAAAGCAACAGAAUCUUGAGCCCUGAAGACAUCUCAGAUAGCAAGAGGGAGUUUGGGUUUAAAAUGCCCAGUGAAUUGCUUCAGAGACAAGAAGCAUCUGAGGCAGAGGAAGAGGAAGAGGACAACCAGCAUGAGGAUGAUCUGCCUUGGGAUGAGGAUGAAGUGGAGUGGGAGGAAGAUGUGGUUGACGCUACUCCCCUGGAAGUGUUCUUGCAGUCCCACCACCUGGAAGAAUUCCUUCCUAUUUUCAUGAGAGAGCAGAUUGAUCUGGAAGCGCUCUUGCUUUGCUCUGAUGAGGACCUUCAGAGCAUACAAAUGCAGCUGGGUCCCAGGAAGAAAGUUCUUAAUGCCAUAAACAGAAGGAAGCAGGUGCUACAACAGCCUGGGCAGUUGGUUGACACCAGCCUCUGAUGAAGUAUUGGGUCCAUGGGGUGAGUCUGCAGCAGUGGGGUGAUGCUGUGGCUCAAUGGAAACAUUCUAGGCAUUACCUACUAGUCUACCCAGGAUUAGACUGCUGGGUUUCUAGGGUUCUCGGAGGAGUCUACCCAAGAAAGAGGUCCAAAUUCUACUCUUAGAAAUACUCUAUACCUGUCCAAAUAAACCACCAGUGAGAAAUUCAAGGAGACCUGGGAAUAAGAAAGUGUCAUUUCUCUUUGAUUAUCUUUUUGAUCUUUUUGAAUAUAGAAAGGAUUAAAUGAAUGACAGAAAAGGGGAAAAAAAACUUUCUUUACUUUCCUAACUCUGGACUUAAAAUUGUAAUCUCUCAUCACACACUUAAUUUCUGAUCCUUAAAGUCUGGGGAUUCUAACUCCAGUUCUGGCCUUAGCUCUAUGGCUUUAUCUGUUGGUGGAGACUAAAUUUCCUCCAUUGGCCUAUGGCUUAAUGCCCAACUUGAAUGUGUUUAACUCUUCAACAGAUGUUUACAUGUGUGUAUAAAGAAUAGAAAUAAGUCUAUAAUACUUCUGACAGGAGGGCAGGUAGAGAGAGACAAGAAUGAAACAGAAUGUAUGGUACCUGUUAUGGAUGGAAUUUUGUUCUUCUAAAAUUCCCAUGUUGAAACCCUAACCCUCAAUGUGACUGUAUUUGAAGAUAAGACCUUUAUUACAGAGGUGAUGAAGGUUAAUGAGAUCGUAAAGAUGGGCUCUAAUUCUACAUGACUUCCUUUAAGAGGUUGAAACAGUGGCCAUGUGCAUGCACAGAGAAUAUGUGACGUGUAAGCAAGGAGGGAAGCCUCGGGAAAAACCAAACCUUCUAUCUCCUUGGACUUCGAGUCUGCAAAACUGUAAGAAAAUAAAUUUCUGUUGUUUAAAUCA